AGCGUUUAUGUACAUAUGUAAUUGCAAGUGUCCCAUUUUGCAAUUACAUUUCUAUAUGCACAUACAUAUAUGAAGGUGUUUUGCCGUCUGAUAAGACAGAUGUGCCACCCCAAAACACCAAAAGAAAAAAAAAACAGGAACAAGAAAAUGCACCCGAUGAAUAAUAUGCAACCGCAAUAACAACAAUAACCCGUGUGCUUGCGUGUGUGUGUGUGUGUGUAGCUAUUGAAAAAAAAUAAUGCUGCAAAAAGUGUAAUAAAAAACAACCAUUUUCUGUAUUCUGUACAAUUCGCGGGCGUAUGUGUGUGUGUGCCAUUGUUUGGCAAGGUUUUUUUUUAAGUAUAUAUAUUAACCUCUUCCAAGUGAUUCGGAAACAAUUUCCAAUUUCCUGUCGCCAUCGCUCUGCGGCUCGGCUUCUUCUUCUUCGAUUAACCCAUUGCUGACAGUUUGAAGUGAAUUUUCCUACGCGGCAUUUGUUAGGGUUGAUUUUCACCACGUGGUGAGCGGAUAGACACGAGAUAAUAGCAAAUCAUCACCAGAAAUCGGAUCGAUCCAGAAGAGAAUAGCGACCAGCACGGGCAACAUGACGGAUGUACAGAGCAUCCACAUACAAAAUGGUGGCAGCUGCGAGGUGGUUCAGUCCAACGGGGUGACCACCAAUGGACACGGACACCACCACCAUCACCACAGCAGCGGGAGCAGCAGCAAGCAUAAAUCCUCCAGCAAGGACAAGCACCGUGAUAAGGAGAGGGAGCACAAGAGCUCCAGUUCCUCCAGCUCGUCGAAGGAGCACAAGAGCAGCAGUCGCGACAAGGAUCGACACAAAAGCAGCAGCAGUUCGUCGUCGAAGCAUCGGGACAAGGACAAGGAGCGUGACGGCAGCAGCAACUCGCAUCGCAGCAGCUCAUCAUCCAGCCACAGGGAUAAGGAUGGGAGCAGCAGCAAGCACAAGUCCUCGUCGUCGUCUGGCCACCACAAGAGCUCCUCAAAGGACAAGGAGCGACGGGAUAAGGACAAGGAUCGCAGCAGCAGUUCAUCCAGCCGGCACAAGUCAUCCUCGUCUAGUUCCCGUGACAAAGAACGCAGCAGCAGCAGUCACAAGAGCUCCUCUUCAUCCUCAUCGAAGAGCAAACAUUCCAGUUCGCGGCACAGCAGCUCAUCAUCUUCCUCGAAAGAUCCGCCAUCUUACGAUGGAGUGUUUGUUAAGCCGGAGCCUGUUUCCCAAACGCUGAUGCACUCGGGCCCGGUGGAUCCUUUCCAGCAGCAGCAGUUUGGUGGCUACGAAGCCGCAACCGCUGCCACUUUUAAUGGCAAUGGAAACGAUGGCGGCCUCAACUAUAAGAACGGCUACGAAGAAUCGAUCGUAGACAUCAAAAAGGAGGACGAGAGUUUUAACAAUCUAUCGCAAGCCAGCUCCUGCGACUACUCCAUGUCCCAGUUUCGCGCCGAUGAGCCGCCGUUCGAGGUGAAGCAAGAGCAGAGCUACGUCGAAGAGGACAGCACCAUGAACUACAAUGAUCAGGAAGAUGAGCCCGACGAGAUGGACGACGACGAGGAGGAUGUGCCGCUGGCCAUGCGGAAGCGCAAACAGGAGGCACCCGAUCACGGUGACGGCGGCAUGGAUGACGACGACAUUCCGCUGUUGGCGCGCAAGAAGGUCAAGAAGGAGAAGAUCAAGAAGGAAUCUAAGGAAAAGUCUAAGAAGCGGGUCAAGGAGGAGCCGAGCGAUGAUUACGGCAGUGCCAAGCCGAAAAAGAAAAAAUUGAAAAAGGAGCCCGAAGUCGUCUCCCCCACCAAACGGCAGAAGACGAAGGUGAAGGAGGAGGAGGAGGAGGUGUGGCGAUGGUGGGAGGAGGAGAAGCGUGCCGAUGGCGUCAAGUGGUCAACGCUGGAGCACAAGGGACCCGUGUUCGCACCGCGGUACGAACGGGUGCCACGCAAUGUACGGUUCUACUACGAUGGCAAGCCGUUGGAACUCUCGGAGGAAACGGAGGAGGCGGCCACCUUCUAUGCCAAGAUGUUGAACCACGACUACUGCACCAAAGAAGUGUUCAAUAACAACUUCUUCAAGGACUUUCGCAAAUCCAUGACGUCCAAGGAGAGGGAAAUAAUCAAGGAUUUCCGCAAGUGCGGCUUCCAGGAGAUGUUCAACUUCUUCCAGGCGGAGUCCGAAAAACGCAAAGCAGCCACCAAGGAGGAGAAGCUGAUCAAGAAGAACGAAAACGAGGCACUGAUGAAGGAAUUCGGAUUCUGCAUGAUUGACGGGCACAAGGAGAAGAUCGGUAACUUCCGUCUGGAGCCGCCGGGUCUGUUCCGCGGCCGUGGCGAGCAUCCCAAAAUGGGCAUGAUCAAGCGGCGCAUUCAGGCCAGCGAUGUGUCCAUCAACUGUGGCAAGGAGUCGAAGGUGCCGUCACCGCCGCCCGGAUCUCGCUGGAAGGAGGUGCGACACGACAACACGGUCACCUGGUUGGCCUCCUGGAUCGAGAACGUGCAGGGUCAGGUCAAGUACAUCAUGUUGAAUCCCUCCUCAAAACUCAAGGGCGAAAAGGAUCACAUUAAGUACGAGACGGCGCGACGCCUGGACAAGGUCAUCGAUAAGAUUCGUGCCACCUAUCGAGACGAGUGGAAGUCCAAGGAGAUGAGGGUUCGCCAGCGAGCGGUGGCCCUCUACUUCAUCGACAAACUGGCACUGAGAGCAGGCAACGAAAAGGACGAGGAUCAGGCCGAUACCGUGGGCUGUUGCUCGCUCCGCGUGGAACAUGUCCAGCUCCAUAAGGAACUGAACGGAAAGGAGAAUGUGGUGGUCUUUGAUUUCCCCGGUAAGGACUCCAUUCGGUAUUACAACGAGGUCGAGGUGGAGAAGCGCGUCUUCAAGAACCUCGAGCUGUUCAUGGAGCACAAGAAGGAUGGCGACGACCUCUUCGAUCGACUCAACACCCAGGUGCUUAAUGAGCAUCUCAAGGAGCUGAUGGAAGGACUCACGGCCAAGGUAUUCCGUACGUACAACGCUUCAAAAACACUGCAAAGCCAGCUGGAUCUGUUGACCGAUCCGAGUGCCACGGUUCCGGAAAAGCUGUUGGCCUACAAUCGCGCCAACCGUGCCGUGGCCAUCCUCUGUAACCAUCAGCGCUCCGUGCCCAAAAGCCACGAAAAGUCUAUGGAGAAUCUGAAGGAGAAGAUCAAGGCCAAGCGAGAAGCCAUCAAAAAAUGCGAGGCCGAAUAUCAUUCGAGGGACGAAAAGAAGGGCAAACAGCUGGAGCGCCUAAAGGAUCAGCUGAAGAAACUAGAACUACAAGAGACUGAUAGAGACGAGAAUAAGACCAUUGCCCUGGGCACAUCUAAGCUAAACUAUCUUGAUCCACGCAUAUCGGUGGCUUGGUGUAAAAAGAAUGACGUGCCGAUCGAGAAGAUAUUUAACAAAACGCAAAGAACCAAAUUUCUGUGGGCCGUGCACAUGGCCGAUGAGAAUUAUCGUUUUUAAAUGGGUUCUCCUCACAGCCACGCCUAGACACAAACACACACGUACGCACCUCCCCUCCCCCAUAUACAUACACAAACAGAAACACACACAAGGAGCACAGACAGCGCCGGUUGAAGAAGUAGAGACCGCUAAGGAGAAAAAAAACCACACCCACCACAAGGCCGGUUUAUAGAUUCCAGGCUAGUCCCGCCAUUCCUUGCCCCAUAGUUUAUGCAAUAGGUAGUGCAUAUGUCCAGCUUUCGGGCGAGGCAUUUCGGGAUUGUUCGCCAAAAUGAGCGAGACGGGAUGCGGAUGCACUGCACCGUAGUCGGGGAUCAGCUUGUCCGCGUCUGUUUUGUCUGUUUUUUUAGAUCGUUUGAUUGGUUCAAGUGCGCACUACGCUAAAGUCUAACUUGCGAAAUGUACACACCCAACAUACACACACGCUCCCACUUCUAUUUUGAUAUGCAUAUAUAUAUUUAUAUAUUAAAUAAAAAAAAAGAUAAGAAACCUGUGCAAGACGUCGCCGCCACCUAAAAACAAAAUUAAGAACAUAAUUUUCUGUUUCUAUAAAGCAAUUUUUUUUGUCAAGAUGACUUCUCUUACACUUUAGUUUUACAUAUAAUGCACGCGAAAAAAAAAACUAUAUAUAAAAGCAAAAAACAAACAAGCGCAAGCAAACGAGAAAUGAUACAAUUUAACGUUUUUUUUAUGUUUACCUAUAGUUGAUUUUGUUUAGCGAAAAAUGUCUUUCACUAUUAAUUAAUAUUACGAUUACGAUUACUACGUAUUUAAGUGCAAACUGAACAGAGAAACCUUGUAGCCCAACUUUUAGCAUAGCAUAAUUUAUUCAAUUCAACUCUGAACCAGCGCAAUUUACCGCCCGCCCCGAAAGUGGAGAACAAAACCGCAUGGAUGUCGAUGUGGUUUCGUUUUGUACCUUAUGAUGAUUUUAGUUAACAUUUAUAAAUAUACAAAUGCUAAAUUGA
Molecule: messenger RNA, 4449 nt
Organism: Drosophila santomea
Lineage: Eukaryota; Metazoa; Arthropoda; Insecta; Diptera; Drosophilidae
Gene: Top1
Product: DNA topoisomerase 1
Exons: 8
Coding region: 584-3481 (965 amino acids)
Biological process (GO): DNA topological change; chromosome segregation; DNA replication
Cellular component (GO): nucleolus; chromosome
Molecular function (GO): DNA topoisomerase type I (single strand cut, ATP-independent) activity; DNA binding
Source: RefSeq, a predicted model, not a curated record